Molecule: messenger RNA, 800 nt
Organism: Glycine soja
Lineage: Eukaryota; Viridiplantae; Streptophyta; Magnoliopsida; Fabales; Fabaceae
Product: histone acetyltransferase HAC12-like
Exons: 3
Coding region: 1-699 (232 amino acids)
Biological process (GO): positive regulation of transcription by RNA polymerase II
Cellular component (GO): histone acetyltransferase complex; transcription regulator complex
Molecular function (GO): transcription coactivator activity; histone acetyltransferase activity; chromatin DNA binding
Source: RefSeq, a predicted model, not a curated record
AUGGAUGACGUCCUUGGUGAUACCAAGGAGAAUGAUAUCAUUCUUGAUAAUGGGUUAUUUGAUUCCAGACACAACUUUCUGAGCUUUUGCCAAAGGAACAGGUUUCAGUUUGACUCACUGCGCAGAGCCAAGUAUUCCUCAAUGAUGAUCCUCUACCUUGUGAAGAAUCCUACUCUUCUGACUGUUGGAACAACAUGCCGCGUUUGCUCUAAAAACAAUGUGUCCCAGCGCUACUGGAAAUGUGAGAAUUGCCCUGAAUUCACUGUCUGUUCUGAAUGCUACAACGAGAGAGGUGCUAAUUGCCAUGCACACACGUUGAAUGAAGCUUAUUCACCAGCACAAUCUCCUUCAGGGAAUCAAGAAUUGCAGCAGAACUCAGCAAUGUUGCAGCAACUUCUGGAUGUUAUUGAACAUGCAUCUCUGUGUCACUCAAUCAAAACUCAACCAUGCACUUACCCACAUUGCCGUCAAAUUAAAAAGCUGUUCGCUCAUGCCAGUAGGUGCGAAAUUCGAUUUUCUGGGGGGUGCCAAUUUUGUAAGAAGGUUUGGCAAGGACUGACUUUACACUCAAAGAAUUGCAGAGACUCAGCAUGUCGCAUACCCCGUUGCAUGGAUCUGAAGAAACAAGUAGAAUGGAUAGCAACGCAAUCUGAAUCGCGGCUUAGGGCUGCAGUUUUGCAAUCGAAAGAUAGCAGAUAACAAUCUGUUCAAUGAAACCCUUUGUCCAUAUAUAUUGAGCAGGAUUAUCAGAAGCAACAAGCUAGUGUGUAUAGCUAGUUGAUAAUUUGUAAAGUUAUAAG